Molecule: messenger RNA, 4029 nt
Organism: Symbiodinium sp. CCMP2592
Lineage: Eukaryota; Dinophyceae; Suessiales; Symbiodiniaceae
Source: the annotation of a GenBank genome assembly
AUGCAGGCUCUCAUCGCUCCAGAUGCGCUAUAUUCUGGUGUGAUUGAUACACACUGCCAUCUGACGUUUCCUGAUUACGCGGGACGCCUCGACAAGGUGCUCGAUGAAGCUUCGGCGCUGGGAGUGACCGGCGCGAUCAGCAUCGCGACGACGACCAAGGAUUCGCAUGACACGCUUCGGAUCGCGCAUGAGCACGAGUAUGUGUGGUGCACGGUGGGUGUCCAUCCGCUGUAUUCGGAUCAGGGACCACACGAUUGGGAUGUGCUGCGCGAGCACGCGAAGGAACCCAAGUGUGUCGCGUUUGGUGAGCUCGGACUGGACAACCACUACGACCAUCCGCCCAAAGCGACGCAGCAUUCGGUGCUCGCGGAGCAGCUGAGCGUGAUCGAGUCGUGCUGGGAUGCUGGGGACACGCUCCCGAUCGUGAUCCACUGCCGAAAGGCGUUCGAUGAUCUGAUCCCGAUCCUCAAGUCGUGCAAGAUCGAUGCGGAUCGGUUCGUGUUCCACUGCUUCACAGGCACUCCGGAGGACGUCCGCAAGGUGCUGGACUUUGGAGCGAGUGUAUCGUUCACCGGCGUGGUGACCUACAGCAACGCGAAAGACGUCGCGGAAGCAGCGGUGCUGGUCCCGAGCGAUCGGAUUCUUGUUGAGACCGAUGCGCCGUUCCUGUCUCCCGAUCCAAUGCGAGGCAAGCGUCCUUGUCUGCCCGGCUAUGCACGAUACACGGCGGAGUUCCUCGCGAAGAUCCGAGGCGUUUCUUUCAGCGAGUUCCAUCAGCAGAUCGACGACAACACGGAGCGGUUCUUCGGCAUCCGCGCUCCAUCUCCAUCUGAUCAAGUGCUUGCGAGGGUCAAUGAUCUCGGUGGGUGGUUCCAUGAUCUGUCUCCGUAUGUGUGGAGGAUCUCGGGGGACUUCGGGAUCCGCUGGUAUGGGGUGUCGUAUCUGCUCGCGUUUGUGCUCGCGUAUGUCAUGCUGCGGAUGCUCGCGAAGCGCGGCGUUACCCCGAUCCCCAAAGACCGCAUCGCCGACGCGAUGAUGCUGCUCGUGGGUGGGGUUAUCGUUGGUGGUCGGCUCGGGUACGUGCUGCUGUACGAUCCGUCGCUGUUGAUAGAUUUUUCGGGGUCUCUCCCGUUCUGGGGUGUCUUCCGGCUCACCAACGGCGGGAUGGCUUCGCACGGCGGGUUUGUCGGCGUCAUCGCCGCAGCGUGGUGGAUUUCGCGUGGAUUCAAGGACGAGCAUGGCAAUCGCGUCGGGAAGUGUCCCCCUCUGCAUGUGAUGGACCUGUGCGCGAUGGUCGCGCCGCUCGGACUCAUGCUCGGACGACUCGCGAACUUCAUCAACGGCGAACUGCUCGGCAAGGUCGUCGCGCCCUUCGGCACUCAAUCGCCGUGGUGGGGGGUGCGGUAUCCGCAAGAAAUCCUCGAGCGUCCGGACGAUUGCACACCAGAGCAGCUUGAUGCGGUCGCGACGAUUUCUGCUCAGCACAUGCUCCCGAACGAGCAGUACUGGGAAGACGGGUAUGUUCGGCUGCUCGACAAGAUCCAGCACGGGAACGAGCAGUUACAGGAGCAGCUGCUGCCUUGGAUCUCGGCGCGGUAUCCGACACAGCUCAUGCAGGCGUUCUUUGACGGACUGCUGGUGUUCAUUGUGGUCUGGAUCAUCGCCUGCAAGCCUCGUCGUCCCGGAGUGGUCGGCGCUUCGAUGCUGAUCGUGUACGCGCUGGGACGCAUCCCGAUGGACCUUGUGCGUCUCCCUGAUGCCGGGAUCGCGCAGUUUGGUGGAUUGACGCGAGGUCAAGCGUACUCGCUGAUCAUGCUCAUCGCGGGAGUCAUGGUGCUGAUUGUUGUGCACAAACGCAAGCAGCCCAAGAUGGGCGGAUGGGGGAGUGGUGGGGGCUCAGUCGCGCUCGCGUCCGAGACGAGCGAUGCCGAGGGUCGCGCCGAAUCCAAGCACGAUGUUUUCAGCCGUGACGAGCUCGCCUUUGAUCGUGUCGCCGACCUCUGGAAGCACGCCAGCGCGGAAUGGAUAGAGACCAGCGGGAGCCGCGAUGAUGAGUCCGAGCAGGACUCCGAGCGUGACGCGUUCGUAUUUGUGGAGCACCCAGCGGAGGAUGUUGCUGACGACGACGACGCCGAGGAUCACGCCGAUCCCGACGGGGAUGACGAUGGACAUCUGAUCCAUGACCGCGCCGAGGUCCGCGUCCUUGAGGGCGCUGAUGGUGUCCUUGAUUGCGCCGAUGAUCGUCUCAUACAUCCCAAGCAGCAGGAGCAGGAACGCGCCGGAAUCCGCGCCGGAUUCUUGGAGGUAGACCAGUCCCGCCAUAAGCAGGGCGCCGAUGACCACGCCGAUGAUGACGUUCUUCGAGAUCGGACGCACCAUCGCGUAGAGGAUCGGGAUGCCUCCGAGGGUGAGUCCGAUGAAGAGCGAGAACAUCACCCAGCGGUGAUGCACGAGCGACCAGUGGAUCAGCGAUGCAAGCCCCCCGAUCGCGACCACGGCUCCGAUGAUCACGCAUCCGAGCGUGAGCAGAUCGUUCUUGGUGAACUUGAAUCGCGUGCAAUCCGACACGGCGUCGAUGAAUCGGGUGUAGAUGCCGCACGAUCGGCACGCGAUCAUCGUGCGUAUGGGACGGGAUCUCAUGCGUUCGAUGAUAUGAUGGAUGGAAAGAACGGACUGCGAGGACCUCAGCGGAUGAGAUACGGCAUCAACAUACGAACACUCCUGAUCCUGAGCAUCAUGCUCCCGGCUGGAUGCCGGAGCGUGUAUCCACGAACGCUGGUUCCACAACCAGAAUCCGCUCCAGCCGUGUCGUCUUCGGGUUCGACCACAGCGCCGCAGACACAUGUGAGUGAAUCGAUUUGGCCGGCGCGAUGGGGGUUUGCGUCGAUUGCGCCAGGCGAUCGGGUUGGGGUGAUCGUCGAUCUGGAGACUCCGGUCCAGCAGCUUGCUCCGGCGCACCUGUCCCGAUUCCACCAGUUGCGGAUCGACGAGACUGAGUACACAGAUAUGCACGCGCUCGCGAGCUCGUUGGGACAGAUCGAUCCCUACAAGUUCCAAGCGGAAGGGCCGGGCUGCUUUAUCUUCGUAGAUAACCCUCCGAGUGAUGAGGGGAAAGAACCUGAUGAAGACAAAGAACCCGAUCUUGCGUUCAAGUUCAUCACUGCUCAAGAAGCGGGGAUGAUCAAUGCUGGCGGAGAUGAACUCCAGCAGGUGUUGCUUGAGCGGACCUGGAUGACAUACCGCAGCGCGAAGGGAGAAUCGGAGACUAUCGGGACUGUGGUCAUGAUGCCUGGGAUGUUUGGGACUCCAGAGCCGGUGAUUGAUGGACUCGAGCGGUAUUUCAACUCCAAGGGGUGGGCUGUGCUUCGGAUGCUGUCGCAUCCAUCGCGAUUCACGCAGCGCCAGCAGUUUGCGGUCGAGGAGGGACGCGAAGCUCAAAUCGCCAAGCAAGUCGCGGAGAUGUUCGACACGCGCACGGCGGAAGCCGCGUAUGCCGCGUCCGCAUCGCUGCGACAUGUGCAUGAGCGGUUCAGCGAUCAUGCGGACAAGCCGGUCGUGCUGCUUGGAAUGUCAGGGGGCGCGAUGAUCCUUCCGACAGUUUACAGCUUCGAUCCCGAUCUGUAUGACGCGGGAGUGAUGAUCGCUGGAGGGGGAAACUUCCUUGAGAUCAAUACACGCUCGAACUACAAGAAGUGGAUCGAUGCCGUGGAUCUGGAUGCGGAUCCAUCGGAUACCGAAGUGCAACCUCUCGACGAUGAUCAAGCGAGGGAGAUGAUCGAUCUGUACCUCGUCAACUCGCGGCUGGAUUCGCUGAAAACCGCAGAGAGUAUGUAUGGAAUCCCGAUGCUCAUGCUCCACGGCUCAUCGGACAAAGCGGUUCCAUCCUCGACUGGUGAUGCGCUGUAUGAAGCGCUGGGGAAACCAGAGCGAUGGGUGUAUCCCGUUGGUCACGAGCUGAUCUUCGCGGGACUCCCCAUGCAGACUCCGAAGAUCGAACGCUGGAUGCGCGAGCAGUUGAUCAAGGAGUGA